Messenger RNA from Momordica charantia (bitter melon), 4278 nucleotides. The record is from RefSeq and is a predicted model, not a curated record. Lineage: Eukaryota; Viridiplantae; Streptophyta; Magnoliopsida; Cucurbitales; Cucurbitaceae.
UAAUUUAUUGGAGGAUUUAAAAGUUAUUUUCUAUUUAGGGUUAGAGGGCUGAGUCAUGUAUCUAAUUUCAUUGAUUCAAUUGCUUGAACAAGGGUUUUCUACUUUGAUUGUGUAAUGCGAGGCGAACAAUUUUGUGAGUUGAAAACUUGUGCGAGUUAUGACUAUGACUACGCGCCUUCGAAACUGACUUCGUGGGGAUUCCAGCUCGCAUAUUUGAUCAAAGGAAGAGGUUCUGUGGCUUAGAAAUAGUCCCCAAUGGUGGUCUCCGUCCAACCGCCGAGUCAACUGCAGGGGAUGGCUGGUUUAUGGGACAGUGUGUUGGAGCUUACGAAGUCGGCGCAGGACAAGAACUGCGAUCCACUGCUCUGGGCGGUUCAGUUGAGCUCCAGCCUCAAUUCUGCUGGCGUUUCCUUGCCGUCAAUCGAGCUCGCCCAGCUCUUGGUCUCCCAUAUUUGUUGGGACAAUCAUGUGCCUAUCAUGUGGAAGUUCCUUGAGAAGGCAAUGACUGCGAAAAUCGUUCCUCCCCUGCUGGUUGUUGCUCUUCUUUCUACGAGGGCAAUUCCGUAUAGAAAGCUCCGACCUGCAGCAUACAGACUUUACCUGGAACUUCUCAGCCGACAUGUCUUUUCAUCAACAUCGCAAAUCAACGGACCCAAUUAUCAAAGGAUCAUGCAAACCAUCGAUGAUGUCCUUCAUUUGUCCCAGAUAUUCAGUCUCCAAGCAUGUGAACCUGGGCUACUUAUGGUUGAAUUAUUCUUUUCAAUUGUGUGGCAGUUACUUGAUGCAUCAUUGGAUGAUGAAGGAUUGCUGGUACUUCCUGCAGAAGAGAGAUCAGCCUGGUUAAUCAGGCCACAACCACAUGAUAUGGAACUAGAUGUUCAUGAUUCUUUCAGUGAGAAGAGAACUGAGAACAGUGAAAGUUUGCUUAAAGUAAACACGGCAAAGGCUAUCGAGAUAAUUGGACAGUUUCUGCAAAAUAAAAAAACUGCAAGGAUUUUGUACUUGGCCCAUCGAAAUAUGCCAUUGCACUGGGCAGGUUUUGCUCAGCGGUUACAACUACUUGCAGCAAACUCAGCAGUUUUGAGGAACACAAAGCUAAUAACUCCAGAGGUCCUUCUGCACUGGACAUCUGAUAAACAUAGGCUUUUAUCACGAGAAGGAAAAACAUCUCAGCAGGAGUUUCGUAAUGUAAUGGCUUCUGGGUCACUAUUUUCUUCCGCCGGUCAAUCUCAUGGUGUUAAUUGGUCCACAUUGUGGCUUCCCAUUGAUUUGUUCCUGGAAGAUGCCAUGGAUGGAUCACAAGUUCUGGCAACUAGUGCUGUUGAGCGUCUUAUUUGUUUGAUUAAAUCUUUGCAGGCAGUUAAUGAUACCUCCUGGCACAACACUUUUAUGGGUUUGUGGAUUGCAGCCUUGCGACUUAUUCAAAGGGAAAGGGAUCCUAGUGAGGGUCCUGUACCUCGUUUGGAUACAUGCUUGUGCAUGUUGUUGUCUAUUACAACCCUAGCAGUCACCAUUAUAAUUGAAGAAGAUGAAGGUGAACUGAAGGAGGAGGAUGAAUGCAGCCCAAGUAAAGGCAGAGAUGAGAAGAAGUGUUCAGGAAAGUGCCGCAAAGGUUUGAUUACGAGCCUGCAGAUGUUGGGUGAAUAUGAGGGCUUGUUGACUCCUCCUCAAUCCGUUACUGCAAUAGCCAAUCAAGCUGCUGCAAAAGCAGUAAUGUUCAUAUCAGGGGUUGCAGUUGGCAACGAGUACUAUGACUGUGUUAGUAUGAAUGACACGCCAGUUAAUUGUUCUGGAAAUAUGCGUCAUCUAAUUGUUGAGGCUUGUAUUUCUAGGAACCUUCUAGAUACAUCAGUAUAUUUUUGGCCAGGCUACGUGAAUGCACGCAGCAGUCAAGUGCCUCGUAGUGCAUCUGGUCAGGUUGUUGGUUGGUCAUCAUUCAUGAAAGGAUCCUCUCUAACUCUGUCAAUGGUGGAUGCUUUAGUGGCCACUCCAGCUUCUAGCUUAGCAGAGAUUGAGAAGAUCUAUGAGAUUGCAGUCAAUGGUUCAGGUGACGAGAAGAUCUCUGCAGCUUCCAUUUUGUGUGGGGAAUCACUUGUUCGUGGUUGGAAUCUACAGGAACACACCGUUCUAUUUAUUGCCAGAUUAUUAUCGCCCCCAAUUCCUGCAGAUUACUCUGGCAGUGAUAGCUAUUUGAUCGACUACGCCCCAUUUCUGAAUGUUCUACUGGUUGGAAUAUCAUCAGUUGAUUGUGUGCAGAUUUUUUCCUUGCAUGGCAUGGUUCCUCUGCUUGCAGGUCAAUUAAUGCCAAUCUGCGAAGCUUUUGGAUUAAGUCCGCCAAAGUCAUGGGUCCUUACAUCUGGGGAAGAGCUUACUUGUCAUGCAGUAUUCUCCUUGGCAUUUACACUUCUGCUAAGGUUGUGGCGGUUUCAUCACCCACCUGUUGAAAAUGUGAAGAGAGAUGCACGACCUGUGGGAUCUCAACUAACUCCUGAAUAUCUGCUAUUGGUUCGAAAUUCUCAGUUGGCAUCUUUUGGAAAGUCGCCCAAGGAUAGAUUUAAAGUCAGACGGCUGUCAAAACUUUUGAAAUUUUCUUUAGAACCUAUAUUCAUGGAUUCAUUUCCAAAAUUGAAGGGCUGGUACCGGCAACAUCAAGAAUGCAUUGCUUCCAUUCUCUCGACUCAAAGACCUUGCUGAUUUCCUACCUGCAUCAUUUGCUACUAUUGUGAGCUACUUUUCAGCUGAAGUUACACGGGGUAUAUGGAAGCCAGCAUUUAUGAAUGGAACUGAUUGGCCUAGUCCUGCUGCAACCUUGUCCAUCGUUGAGCAGCAGAUAAAAAAAAUUCUUGCUGCAACUGGUGUUGAUGUCCCUAGUCUUGCUGUAGGUGGGAAUUCUCCAGCUAUGCUUCCUUUACCAUUGGCUGCCCUAAUAAGCCUCACAAUAACUUAUAAACUGGAUAAAGCCUCUGAACGACUUCUUGCCCUUGUUGGCCCAGCGCUGAACACCCUUGCUGCUAGUUGUUCGUGGCCAUGCACACCUAUUAUAGCCUCAUUAUGGGCUCAGAAGGUGAAGCGAUGGAAUGACUUCCUUGUUUUCUCUGCCUCUCGCACUGUUUUUCACCAUAAUAGUGAUGCUGUUGUCCAGCUGCUUAAGAGUUGUUUCACUUCAACUCUCGGUUUAGGAAACUCCAAUUUAAACAGUAAUGGAGGUGUAGGCACGCUCCUUGGUCAUGGUUUUGGCUCUCACGUCUUAGGAGGGAUGUCUCCAGUUGCUCCUGGUAUUCUCUAUCUGCGAGUGCAUCGAUCGGUGAGAGAUGCUUUGUUCAUGGUGGAGGAGAUCGUGUCUCUUCUAAUGCUCUCUGUCAGAGAUAUUGCAGUUAGCGGGUUACCAAGGGAGAAAGCUGAAAAACUAAAGAAGACCAAACAUGGAAUGCGAUAUGAACAGGUUUCUUUUGCUUCAGCAAUGUCACGUGUCAAGCUUGCAGCUUCCCUAGGAGCUUCAUUAGUUUGGAUAUCCGGUGGAUCAGGUUUAGUCCAAUCUUUGUUUAAAGAAACCUUGCCGUCAUGGUUUUUGUCGGUCCAUUCACUGGAGCGUGAAGGUGUAGAAUAUGGAGGCAUGGUUGCUGUGCUUGGGGGUUAUGCACUUGCAUUCUUUUCAGUUCUUUGUGGAACGUUUUCGUGGGGUAUAGACUCGGUAUCUUCAGCAUCGAAGAGGCGGGCAAAGAUUCUAGAUUCCCACCUUGAGUUUCUUGCGAGUGCCCUAGAUGGAAAAUUUUCAAUUGGGUGUGAUUGGGCUACUUGGCGGGCUUAUGUUUCAGGGUUUGUGAGCUUGAUGGUGCGUUGUGCACCGAAGUGGGUGGUGGAGGUGGACGUGAACAUCUUGAAGAGGUUGAGCAACGGAUUAAGGCAGUUGAGCGAGGAAGAAUUGGCUCUUGCCUUGCUGGAAAGUGGUGGGGUGACUGCAAUGGGUGCAGCAGCUGAACUCAUCAUUGAAGGUGGCUUUUAAGUGUUGUCUUGGGCAUUGAACUCAUCAACUGAAUCAGUGAAUACAAUUUUUGUUUAGAAAUAACUCAACCUUCAACUGACGUAGGUUUCUCUUAGCAUCAUAGUCCCAUGUUAUGUAACUUUGAUGUAACACAGAUGGGUUCGUGCUGCUGCUGUACAUAACCAUAUCAGACACUGUUUUUGCUAAAAAUCAGGGGAUUUUUUUUUCUUUUUUUGAGUACAACAAGUUCUCAUGACCUCUGGGUCAAAGAUAGAUAUCAAUUAUCGUUAAGUUAA